Molecule: messenger RNA, 1448 nt
Organism: Gavia stellata (red-throated loon)
Lineage: Eukaryota; Metazoa; Chordata; Aves; Gaviiformes; Gaviidae
Gene: WDR54
Product: WD repeat domain 54
Exons: 10
Coding region: 1-1059 (352 amino acids)
Biological process (GO): sperm axoneme assembly; cilium-dependent cell motility; cilium assembly
Molecular function (GO): protein binding
Source: RefSeq, a predicted model, not a curated record
AUGACUGCGGCAGAUGCCGUCCCUGCUCCGGCUGCGCCGGGAGUUCGGAUGUACCGCAAGGAGAAGAGCAUCCCGCUGAAGAGCAGCAGCGCGGCGCUGUACAACAACCUCAGCGUGCUGCGCCUGCCCGGCAGGCAGCUCGCCUGCUUCAGCGCCGUGCACGGCCCCAGCCUGAGCGUGGUCAGCGCCGCCGCCGAUGGCCUGGGCUUCUCCCACCGGCAGCUGCAGGCGAAGGAGGGCGGGAUGGCCCUCAGCACCUCCGUCCUCACCCAGGCUGCUUGGUGCGUCCUGCCGUCACGGGUCCUGCUGGUGCUGACCUCUCAGAAAGGGAUCCAGAUGUACGAGUCCGAUGGCUCCAUCAUGGUUUAUUGGCACGCGCUGGACGUCACAGAGCAUCCUCCAGCACAAGCCGUGUUUGCUCGAGGGAUCGCUGCAGCUGGCGAACGCUUCAUCUGCGUGGGGACGUCCUCUGGGCUGGUGCUGGUGUUUGACAUCCCCCCCAAAGGGACGAACGUCACGGUGAGUGAGGUCCUGGAGCGGCACCACGACGCCAUCACCGACAUCGCUGCAGAGCUGGGGCGGGCUCCGGACGGGGCUGGUGACCUGGUGACCGCCGAUGACGCUGGCACCCUCUGCGUCUGGAGCACGGGAGAGGAGUUCACCCUGCUCAGCAAAAUCCCAGGUUUUGGCUGCACCUGCUCCUCCGUGAAGCUGUGGAACGGGAUCGUGGCUGCUGGCUACGGAAAUGGGCAAAUUCGGCUGUACGAGGCAGCGACGGGACUCCUGCGUGCUGAGGUCAACGCUCACGCUCGAUGGAUCUACGCCCUGGACCUGGCGCCGCAGACGGGAAAGCUGCUGUCGGGUGCGGAGGACUCCUUUGUUCACGUCUGGAAGCUCAGCAGGAACCUGGACACCGACGAUGUCGAGAUUGAGCACUGCCAUGCCGAGUGCGUCACCGACACCCAGGUCUGCGGUGCCCGCUUCUGCGACCCCGAGGGAAACUCCUUCGCCGUGACUGGCUACGACCUGAGCGAGAUCUUCCGCUACGGCCAGGCGUAGGCUGUAGGGUCCGUCCAGGGCAGCGUCUGGGCCACGCAGGGAGAGCUGGGCUACGUCAGCACUGCUGUUCGUCAGCACUGAGGCACCGUAAACAAAGGGGGUUCAGUACAGACCCCCCGAUUUCUGCUCCAUGGGGCCCGGGCAGUGGCGGCACAGGGCUGUGCCCCCACUGGGGUGGAAAUCUGUGUGAAGGUGGAGCUGAGCCAGGAUCCCCCUCGCUCCCAGAACAAACCUGCCCUCAGCGUGGCGUGUCCACGCACUGGGAACGUGGGCUCGGAGCUGCUCUGGCUACACGGGACCCUGAGCGGGUCCCUGGGCUGCGUGCUCACCUCCCACCUGCCCCCCCCAGCCCUUCCUGGAGGGAAGGAGGCAGUGUGGCUGGGAGCAGA